Messenger RNA from Cimex lectularius (bed bug), 542 nucleotides. RefSeq lists its product as uncharacterized. Lineage: Eukaryota; Metazoa; Arthropoda; Insecta; Hemiptera; Cimicidae. Gene Ontology annotation, molecular function: guanyl-nucleotide exchange factor activity. Gene Ontology annotation, biological process: cellular response to amino acid stimulus; positive regulation of TORC1 signaling. The record is from RefSeq and is a predicted model, not a curated record. Bases 127 to 408 code for a protein of 93 amino acids. Gene Ontology annotation, cellular component: lysosome; cytoplasm; Ragulator complex. The transcript is spliced from 4 exons.
ACUUCUGGUGGUGAACAGUCAUUCUAAAACGUCGGACUAAGAAAUUUCAGUUUUGUUUACCGUCGAAGGAAAAUGUUUAUAGUUCAAUUUUAAUUUUAAAAAUUUAAUAUCUAAAAAUUGCUUAAAAUGGAAGCUGGUUUGGUAACAGCUUUUAAUGAGAUAAUCAACAACGAAAACGUCACUGGAUGCGUUUUAACUAAUCCUCAGGGGCUUUGUAUGUUAUCUAGCCCAAAUUUGAAGCCUGAAGUUAGUGGGCUGGUGUCUGCAAUUUCUCAGCAUGCUGCAAAAUUGGAGGAUAGUGAUGGACCGCCCAUUAUUACUCUUGAAGGAGACAACAGAAUGUGCCUGAUUCUUACUGAAGGAGGAUAUACAACGACAAUUUUUAAGAAAACAUCGCAUCAGUUUUGAAUUUUUCCUAAAUGUCUCUUACUAUUAAAUUGGUAAAUAUGUAUGUAAAUUAAUAUGUAUUUUUAACAUUACUAGAAUAAGGUUUGUGUAUGCGUUCCUGUAAUAAAUCAAUUUUUGUCCCUUGCAUAGAUUAA